UAUGUAAUAAAAAAGUAUUAAUUUACUUCAUUAAAAUCUUUAGAAAGGAGGAAAAUUUCUCCUUCUGAUUUGAUCUGUUCCUGCAACCUUACAAGAGUGGAAGGAGGAAAGGUCCCUCUAGAUUUUCUGGAGAAAGGGAGUCAUUGGGGAGACACCGGUUUAGGAAUGGGGGACUCAUGGUGUCCAGGUCGUGGUCCUCUGGAGUUUUUGAAUCAAUUAAAGCAAAUAAUGCUCUGUUUUCCACCAGGCCCAGCUGAGCGAUUGGCCAAGGCCGGUCCCGUGACCACGAAUUCCCUGCAAUUUCGUCGGAGUCCUGGGUUUAAUAGAGAGAGUCCCCAUACGCUUGUAUUUAUCAGCAAUAUACAAUUAUAAAGGCCCAAAUUUUAAAAAAAGAGAGCGAAAUCUCCCCCUCCCAAAAUCGUUCCAUCGCACAAACCUGGGGGGGGCAGGAGGGGGGGUCCCUUCCGAUCCUCCCUCCUGACGCCCCCCCCAGCAGGCCCCCUCCCCCACCAUUGAAAGCCAUGAAUUUUGAAUUUGAGAGGGAGAUUGGGUUUAUAAACAGCCAGCCAUCGCUCGCCGAGUGUCUGACUUCCUUCCCCGCUGUCUUGGAGACAUUUCAAACUUCAUCAAUCAAGGAGUCGACAUUAAUUCCUCCUCCUCCUCCUUUCGAGCAAAUCUUCCCCAGCCUCCAGCCCGGCGCCUCCACCCUUCAGAGACCCGGGAGCCAAAAGCAAGCCGAAGAUGGACGCCCAGCCUGCUUUUCAAUAGAUGGCCCGGGACUGCCCGACGCGGGCGGCGGCGGGGCGCGCAGGCUGCGCACCGCCUACACCAACACGCAGCUGCUGGAGCUGGAGAAGGAAUUUCAUUUUAACAAGUACCUGUGCCGGCCUCGUCGGGUGGAGAUCGCGGCCUUGCUGGACCUCACCGAAAGGCAGGUCAAAGUCUGGUUCCAGAACCGGCGCAUGAAACACAAGAGGCAGACGCAGCACCGAGAACAGCCCGACGGGGAGCCAGCCUGCCCCGGUGUCCUAGAGGAAAUUGGAGACCCAGCUGAGGAACCAGCGGCCAGCCCAGGAGGCCCCUCUGUUUCUCGCGUGGUGCGGGAAGCCUGCCUUUAUCCCUCCGAAGUCGCGCCGGGCCCCCCAGGCCCUGAGCCUUUGGCAGCUCACUUGGAGGGUGCGGGUGCUCAGAGCCCUGACUGCGCCCUGCGCAGAGCCGGCGGCCUGGAGCCGGAGUCAUUGCCAGAAGACGCUUUUCCGGAGCGGCAAGAUUCGCCUUUCCUGCCCGAGCUCAACUUCUUUGCGGCCGACUCUUGUCUCCAGCUGUCCGGAGGCCUUUCCCCCAGUCUACAGGGCUCGCUCGACAGCCCAGUGCCCUUUUCCGAGGAAGAGUUGGACUUCUUCACGAGCACGCUUUGUGCCAUCGACCUGCAGUUUCCCUAACCCGUUUCAUCCCCCGACCCUUUCCACCCCCCCGUCCUCCACUGCGUCUGUUGGGAAAAUCGAGCUUCCUCCACCCCAAUUGCAUUUACUUAUGUGUUUUGCUAAAAUUCAGGUAUUAUUGAAUUAGUGUUUAACCUACUUCCUUUUUUGUUUCUCUUUUUAAAAUCACACAGAUAAACUCCGUUUGUUAGACUACUUCCAACGAAAUCUCAGGAAUAAUUAAACUCGGGGGGGGGGUUUCUUAAAAGGAAUUAGAGGGACCUAUUUUCUUCUUUUUUUUUUUACGUUUUAGACUGUAGUUUAUUUAUUAAAAUUCUUUAAUAAUAGGAAAAGGGGAAAGUAUUUAUUGUACAUUAUUUUCAUAGAUUAAAUAAAAUGUCUUUAUAAUAUGAAAA
Ictidomys tridecemlineatus (thirteen-lined ground squirrel) is the source of this 1837-nucleotide messenger RNA. Lineage: Eukaryota; Metazoa; Chordata; Mammalia; Rodentia; Sciuridae. The record is from RefSeq and is a predicted model, not a curated record.